AUGUCGGACGAUGACUACGCCAAGCAGUUGGAGAUCCAGCGGAAGGCUUUUGAAGCUCAGUUUGGGUCUUUGGAGGCCAUGGGCUUCGAAGACAAAACGAAGAACGAGACACAAGAAAAUUCAUCCAGCGUCGAGUCGCAGGAGUCCGAGCAGGAGGACGGAGACAACUCGAGCGACGAGGCUGAAAGUGAUGCGAGCUUCCACGGUUUUUCUGACGACGAAAGCUCUGCAAAACAAAAAGCAGCGCACGGCGCCAGCCGCGCUCCCAGGGUGAUAAAGUUCGGCGGGGUGACCGACGCCUACGUACCGCCAAGCAAGAAGGAGCAGAAGCUGCUGCGGCUGGGGAAAGCGCCUGUACGGAAAGAGUCUGAGUCGGAGGAGGACGGGCGCUCUGGCGCGCGCCACGGCGGCAGCGACGGCGAAGGAAACGUCGAGGCCGAGAAUUUGCACAACGACUUGGAGCUGCAGCGGUUCCUGAAGGAGUCGCAUCUGCUGAGCGCGUUCGGCAGCACGCCCAGCGGUGCGGACCUUACGCUGCAGACUAUGGACAACGUGGAGUACAAGGACGACGCGGUGUUCGGAAAGGCGCGCGCGCGCACCCUCGAGAUGCGCUUGCAGAACCUCUCCUCCGCGAACGGCCGCUCACGCAAGCUGGAAAAGGUGCCCAUGAACAUUCGCAAGGGCAUGGUCCAGAAACACACCAAGCGGAUCCAGCAGCACGAGCGCGAAGCGCGCGACGCAGGUGUUGUCCUGUCCAAGGUUAAAAAGGGCGAAUUCCGCAAGAUCGACCGCACCUACCGCAACGAUAUCGAGCGCCGCAUAGGCAGCGGCCAAUCUGCCGUCGAUCCGCAGCGCAUCAAGCACCGCCAACGCGGGCUUCAAGUCAACUCCGUGGGCAGGUCUACGAGGAAUGGCCUAAUAAUUAGCUCCCAAGAGAUAAAGGCUAUCACUGGCAGCUCGGGGCCCAAGCGCGCCGGUGGGUCCAAGCACAAGCGUCGUCGCUAG
This is a messenger RNA of Lachancea thermotolerans CBS 6340, 1005 nucleotides long. It is a transcript of the gene FAF1, whose product is annotated as Faf1p. The record is from RefSeq and is a predicted model, not a curated record. Gene Ontology annotation, biological process: maturation of SSU-rRNA from tricistronic rRNA transcript (SSU-rRNA, 5.8S rRNA, LSU-rRNA). The coding region runs from base 1 to 1005 and encodes 334 amino acids. The transcript has a single exon. NCBI's taxonomy places the organism in Eukaryota, Fungi, Ascomycota, Saccharomycetes, Saccharomycetales, Saccharomycetaceae. Gene Ontology annotation, cellular component: nucleolus.